This is a messenger RNA of Rhodamnia argentea, 802 nucleotides long. RefSeq names its product phosphopantothenoylcysteine decarboxylase subunit VHS3-like. The transcript is spliced from 3 exons. NCBI's taxonomy places the organism in Eukaryota, Viridiplantae, Streptophyta, Magnoliopsida, Myrtales, Myrtaceae. The record is from RefSeq and is a predicted model, not a curated record. The coding region runs from base 106 to 615 and encodes 169 amino acids.
ACCCUAAUCCCGUUCCAGUUCCUUCUCUAAUCGAAUCCACGGCUCCUCUCUCUCUCUCUCUGAAGUGCGAGGUUUUCUCUGCUGCAGUGCUCGUUGCCCUAGCAAAUGGACACCGUGCUCUCCCACGCCGCCGUCUCGAGCAGCUUCCUCAGCUCCGUCUUGGAAGCUCUUUUGGCCGAGACCGCCAUUUUCGCAGUCAACGGUCUCGCUUGCUCGCUCCUGAUGAUGAAACCUUUGACAGGUGCAGUCAGCAUCCUUCCAAAAGAACUCGACACAUCUCAAAGCUUCCCCAUUUCUGAGCUGCAUGCUGUGAAGAAACCUGGUCCCGAGAACACAGAUGCCAGCGAAACCGAGGAUGAUGAAGAUGAGGAUGAUGAUGAAGGUGAUGAACAGGAUGACGAUGGAGGCGAGGAAGAGGAUGGCUCAGGUGAAGAGGGUGAGGGAGAAGGGGAUCCAGAGGAUGAGCCCGAGGCCAAUGGAGAGGGGGGAAGUGGAGACGAAGACGACGACGAUGACGAGGAUGGGGACGAGGAGGAAGAUGAUGACGAUGAGGACGAAGAAGAUGAAGAUGAUGACGAUGAGGUACCUCAACCUCCUGCGAAGAAGAGGAAAUGAGAUUUGUAUCAUGCUUCUAAUGGCUCAUGUUUGAUGUGGUCUGGAGGGUAGGUUUUUGCUAGUAUUAGGCUAGAAUUGGAGGAUUUGGGUUUGUAUGCUCGCCUCUUUGCAUUAGAAAAGAUGCUUAGCAUUUUGUCGUGACCCUUGUUCAAUAAUUCUAGUAAUCGCUGUGUUGUGGUCGUGAUCA